AUGCGCACGUACGACGACACGUUCUCCGGACAGAGAAUCUACCCUGGAAAGGGUAAGCUCUACGUCCGCGGUGACUCCAAGAUCUUCCGUUUCCAGAACGGAAAGUCCGAGUCCCUCUUCCUCCAGCGCAAGAACCCCCGCCGCAUUGCCUGGACCGUCCUGUACCGUCGCCAGCACCGCAAGGGUAUCUCUGAGGAGGUCGCCAAGAAGCGCACUCGCCGUACCGUCAAGGCCCAGCGUGCCAUCGUCGGUGCCUCCCUCGAUGUGAUCAAGGAGAAGCGCUCCAUGCGCCCCGAGGCCCGCUCCGCCGCCCGCGCCGCCGCCAUCAAGGAGUCCAAGGACAAGAAGAACGCCGACGCCGCCGCCAAGAAGGCCGAGAAGGCCAAGACCGCCGCCGCCGGUGGCAAGAAGGGCCCCAUCGCCUCCAAGCAGGGCUCCAAGGGCGCCGCCCCCAAGGUCCAGGCCCGUACCCGUUAA
Messenger RNA from Colletotrichum costaricense, 477 nucleotides. Its product is annotated as 60S ribosomal protein L24. Bases 1 to 477 code for a protein of 158 amino acids. Gene Ontology annotation, cellular component: cytosolic large ribosomal subunit. Gene Ontology annotation, biological process: cytoplasmic translation. The transcript is spliced from 3 exons. Gene Ontology annotation, molecular function: structural constituent of ribosome; mRNA binding. The record is from RefSeq and is a predicted model, not a curated record. NCBI's taxonomy places the organism in Eukaryota, Fungi, Ascomycota, Sordariomycetes, Glomerellales, Glomerellaceae.